AUGACGUUGCGAAACCCCAAGGACGUGCUUGAUUACCUCUCCCGCUCAUUCCUCGCUGUUGCGGGCAUCACUCCACUGGUCUACAUAUUGGCUUGCAUUCUGCUAACCUUCCUCUUCGUCCGCACGAAACGUCGCCACCUUCGCCUCCCUCCGGGACCGCGGCCCCUCCCGUUCGUUGGGAACAUCCGCCAGCUACCGGCGACCUACCAGGAGGUCACAUAUACUGAAUGGGGCAAACAGUAUGGCGACAUUGUCUAUGCCCGCUUCUUCAACACACCUGUGGUCGUGCUCAAUCGCGUGCACAUCGCUCGAGCACUCCUGGACAAGCGCGGCGCUAAGUACUCGGGAAGGCCGCGGUUCACGUAUGUCGGAGACAUCGUGAAGUGGAAGCACCUCGUAAUGUUACCCUACGAUGCCCAGUGGCGCCGUCAGCGUCGGUGGUUCCAGACCGCCCUCCUCGCCCGAAACACGCUCAACUCAUACGAAGCGCUGCAGAGCAAAGAAGUGCACACUCUGCUGCAGGAUCUCGUACGUGAGCCCAAGGAGGCGCUCUCGCACGUCAAGCGGUAUGCCGCGGCGCUAAUGCUGGGUGUCGGGUAUGGCUAUUCGCCCUCCUCCGUGGACGACGAGUACAUACGCAACUCGGAGGAGGCCAUCCACCUCACCCUCGAUGGUGGCGGGCCAGGGGCCUUUGUAGUGGACUUCUUCCCGGCUCUAAAAUAUCUACCAGCGUGCCUACCUGGGAUGGAGUUCAAGCGCAGAGGCCUGCGCGCCAGGAAACUGGUCAGGGACAUGGAACACAUCCCGCUCGAGCGAGUGCAGCGUGAAAUGGCAGCUGGAACGGCGCGUGCGUGCUUCGGUACGGUACUACUGGAGGAAGCUAUGAGUGGAGGAAAAGGAGUGUUGAGUGAAGACGAGGAGCAAGAGAUCGCGAGUGCGCUGGGCAUCCUAUAUCUUGCUGGGACGGACACCACGACGUCGUUGGUCUCCGCCUUCAUCCUCCUGAUGGUCCUGCAUCCCGACGUCCUCCACAAGGCUCAAGCAGAGGUCGACAACGUGAUCGGAAACGCGGGCCUGCCCGCGCUCAGCGAUCAAGCGGCGCUCCCGUACUUGGAUGCCGUCCUCAAAGAAGUGUACCGCUGGACUGCGCCUGCACCUGUUGGUGGGCCUCACCAGCUCACCGAGGAGGACGAGUUUGCUGGCUUCGAUAUGCCCAAGGGGUCUACAGUGUUAGCCAACAUUUGGGCAAUGUCUCGCGACGAGGAACACUAUCCUGACCCAGAGACGUUCGCCCCGGAGAGGUUCCUGGGCGUGACCGAGGAAGUUGCACAGACGCGGGACCCACACAUGUUCGUAUUUGGCUUCGGCAGACGCAUCUGUCCUGGCCGCGUGCUAGCCGACUCGAGCAUCUUCCUCGCCGCGGCCAACCUGGUCGCGGUCUUUGACAUCAGACCGGCGAGGACACUGGAUGGCAAGGAGAUCAUCCCUGUGCCUGCAUUCACGUCUGGGACAGUGAGGAGCCCGAAGCCAUACUUGUGCGACAUCUCUCCGAGGUCAAGGAAGAAGGUCGACCUUGUUCUGGGCACAACGGCUCCCUGGUAA
Messenger RNA from Fomitopsis serialis, 1602 nucleotides. Its product is annotated as cytochrome P450 monooxygenase. NCBI's taxonomy places the organism in Eukaryota, Fungi, Basidiomycota, Agaricomycetes, Polyporales, Fomitopsidaceae. Gene Ontology annotation, molecular function: heme binding; oxidoreductase activity, acting on paired donors, with incorporation or reduction of molecular oxygen; iron ion binding. Bases 1 to 1602 code for a protein of 533 amino acids. The record is from RefSeq and is a predicted model, not a curated record. The transcript is spliced from 13 exons.